This is a messenger RNA of Ambispora leptoticha, 7704 nucleotides long. NCBI's taxonomy places the organism in Eukaryota, Fungi, Glomeromycota, Glomeromycetes, Archaeosporales, Ambisporaceae. The record is from the annotation of a GenBank genome assembly.
AUGACAACCUUAUACAGUAGUCUUAUUGUUGGCUGGCGUUUACAAGGUCGCCACGUCUUAAUAGUCGGGGGGAACCAAGUCGCGGCCAACCGUUUCGAAUUCGCAUUAUCCGCAAAUCCGGCAAAGAUAACGCUUGUCUAUCCAAAACACAAGAUAAACUGCUCGAAGCUUUUAGAAUAUAUAGAAAAGAAUAGUGAUGGCAGCGUUAAUAAUGAUAAGGUUGCUGAAGCUAAUAAUUUAUUAGUAGAAUUCAUUGAUAAAGAAUUCGAAAUUGGGAUGUUAGAUAAUGCUCCCACAAUCGUUGAUUUAAUAUUAUCCGCAACAAACGAUCCACAAUUAUCUCAGACGAUUGCGAUUGCAGCGCGAGAACGACGUAUUCCGAUCAACGUUGCCGAAAUCCCUCAGCUAUGUGAUUUCUUAUUCAUGCCCACCUAUCGUGACAAUUAUUUACAAGUCGCCAUCUCGACUAAUUUGAAAAAUACGAAUAUUGGUGGGAAAAAGAGUGAUCAUGCGUUAGUAGCGCGAAAGAUCAGAGAUCAUGUGAUGAAAAGUAUACCGAAACAAAAGGAUAUUAUUGCCGCGUCCAAUAAUCUCGCUUUAUUAAGAAAGAAUCGGGAUGAUGGUAUUAAUGUGCCAUUCUUAUCAAAGAUUAUCGAUACACUACCAUUGGGGCAACUUGCUCAGCUAUCCGCCGAAGCUAUUGCAGCACUAACAACAGAGGAUUCUGCCUCUGUAGUUUUGAACAAUAUAUUGGAUACUAUCGGCGAUGAGUCGUCUUCAACUUCCUCCUUUAACGAUGAAAAGACAUCUGACGCGACAAUUGUGAAUGAACUUCAAUCAGAGGACAGUUAUACCGAUGAUGAAUGUAAAUUGCUAAUUAGAUCGAAAAUUCAUGAUAGGAUUUUGUCAAUUGAGAGAUCAGGUGGUGAUCAACUUGUUGACGGAAAAGCGGCUUUAGAGUAUGUGGUUUAUGCAUUAAGCACACAUACAUUCGUUUAUCCGAAUGUAAGAGUGGGAUACAUUGGAAGUCUAACUGAAAAUUGGUCCACGAAUAAUAUGCAAAAUAUAUUUGGAAAUGUGGGGAGAGUUGAAAGAAUGCAAACUCGCAUUGGCGCUGCUACCGCAAUUCUAGGCGCUGCCAUGACUUUUACAGAAUCGUCAGCGCUAUCUCCGAAUUGGCAGUUUUCUGCAUUCUCCAACUCGCAAGCAAUUGUAAAUAUGAUCCCGAACCUCUAUACGAUUGCGCUUCAAAAUAUUCCUCUCGUAAUACACGUGGCAGCACAGGGGCACGACCAAGAAAUGAACAAUAUAGAUAACUAUCACGACGUGUUGGAUGCACGUGAAACAGGUGUAUCGAUUAUCAAUUCUUUUUCAGUUCAAGAACUGCAUGAUAUAGCACUAAUAGCACAUUUAGCCUCAUCCUUGACCCAAUCUCCUUUCUUACACAUUUUCGAUGGUAUAAAAACAGCACAUGAAGUAACAAGAGCAAGUCUUUUAUCUUACGAUGAUAUUGCAAAAUUGGCGAAAGAAAUUAAUGCGGAGGCAAAUUCCUUCGAUCAUCAUUUUAAUUCACGUAUCGAUGCAAUUGAAUUAGUGUUUAAUAAAGUUGGGAAACUAUUAGGAAGACAUUAUCGGUUAUUUGAAUAUGUCGGUGCACACGAUGCCGAGUCCGUUUUUGUGGUAUUGGGAGGUGAAACUGGUUACGUGCGAGAGACUGUUAAGCAUCUUUCACAGUAUGGUGGUAAAGUUGGUGCUGUUAUCGUUCGUGUGUAUAGACCAUGGUCAAUUGAUCAUUUCUUGAGCUCUCUACCAAAAACGACAAAACGUAUCGCUGUAUUCGAACACGUCUUAAAUACAAAUAGUGGAGCCGGCAGAAAUAAUUCAACUUUAUUCAAUGAUAUCUCAAAAAUAAAAUUAGCUCUUCAUCAAUUAACCUCCGGCGAAAUUAUAAAUCUCAAUGCUGAUCUAGUCGAUAUUCCGCCCUCACCAAAUAACUUGAAACAUUGUGUAUUUUGGGACGCCGAAUCUCACGGCACUGUACACACAACUGCACAUAUAGCGAACAUUUUCACCGGCAUUCCUCAACUAAAUUUCUCUAGCCUAUCAACUUAUGACGUGUUUAAUAACGGAGGAGUUGUGACUACUCGUUUAAGAUUCGGUUCUGAUCCGAUUUCUGGAACUUAUGAUGAAUUUGGCGCCGAUUAUAUUGCGAUACAUGAUGCUAGCUUAGUCACGAAAUAUAAUAUAUUGCAUGCAGCGAAAGAACACACAGUGGUAUUAUUGAAUUCGGGAUGGGAUGUUGCUGAAUUGGAAACAAAAUUACCUAAUGAUUUCAAAUACGAAGCCGCAAGACGAAACAUUCAACUUUAUUUGAUUGAUGCUAAUAAAAUUGUUCAAGAUAUUGGAUUAUCCUCAUCAUCAACUUCGACUGAUGCUACUAAUAUAGUGUUCCAAACAGCAUUUUUGAGAUUAUAUCGCAAUACAAAAUUAGAUGAAACAUUACAGGAAGCGAUAGCCAAUUAUUACGAAGGUGUGAAUGAAAAAGAAGUAACACGCAUAGUUCGUACUAUCGUAGAACAAACAGAGAAUUCUCUAAUUCGAAUUGACAUUCCAUCAUUAUCAACGAUAUGGUCUCAGCUUGAAAAAUCCGAUCAAAACUUACCAUUGGCAAUAAUCAAUAAUUCAUUUGCACCAAAUAUUGACAAACCAUCUGAACGAGAAACAAAACUAGAAAAUUGGCAUAAAGUUGCCUUAAAUCUGUUAUUCAAAGAAGCUCACAGCCAAGAACAAAAAGUUCGUCCUGAUCUUUCUGAAAAAACUUUUGUCGUGAAAGUGGCAGAGAAUCGAAGAUUGACUCCAUUGACCUAUGAUCGUUAUCUAUUUCAUAUUGAAUUUGACAUUGACGAGAAUGACAAAUUCACAUAUAAUAUCGGGGAAGCACUUGGUGUUUAUGGACAUAAUGACCUGGAUGAAGUUAAUCAAUUUUUGGAAUUUUACGGACUUGAACCGAAUGAUAUUGUUUAUGUGCCGGAUAAGGAUGGAAAUCGAUAUGAAACAAGAACCAUUUUACAGGUGUUCACUCAAGUUUUAGAUAUCUUUGGUCGGCCACCAAAAAGAUUUUAUGAAUCAUUAGCAAAAUAUGCUAAAAAUGAGUCGGAAAAGAAUAAAUUAUUAUGGAUUGCAAGUUCUGAUGGAUUAGAGGAAUUUAAACGACGUGUCGAAGAAACCACCACAUAUGCUGAUAUAUUUUACGAAUUUCAAUCUGCACGGCCACCUGCACAAGAUUUAGUGCAUUUAAUUACACCUAUUAAACCACGGCACUAUUCAAUUGCAUCAUCAAAUAAGGUGCAUCCUAACCAGGUACACUUAUUAAUUGUGACUGUUGAAUGGACAAAGUCCAACGGUAAAAAACGAUACGGACAAUGCACAAGAUACUUAUCGAAACUAAAGGUCGGGGAAAAAGUUGUCGUCUCCAUUAAAUCAUCUGUAAUGAAACUUCCUCCAAUCGACACACAACCCAUAAUAAUGGCUGGUCUUGGUACUGGAAUGGCACCAUUCCGUGCCUUCAUCGAAGAACGUGCAUACCAAAAAUCACAAGGAGUAGAAGUCGGCCCCAUCAUUCUAUACUUCGGUUCAAGAAAUCGGUCAAUGGAAUAUUUGUAUGGCGAGGAGCUGGAGGCGUACCACGCCGAAGGAGUGCUUACACAUCUUCGAUUAGCAUUUUCGCGUGAUCAACCGCAAAAAGUCUAUAUACAACAUAAGAUGCAAGAGGACGCAGUUUUACUACAUGAUUAUUUAUUGAAACAGGAAGGAUGGUUCUAUUUGUGUGGACCGACUUGGCCUGUGCCUGAUGUUCGGGAUGCAAUCACUGAUAGUUUUGUGAAGGCUGGUCAGUUGAGUGCGCGCGAGGCCAAUGAUUGGGUUAAUCGUUUAAAGGAUUUAGAACGAUAUAUUUUAGAGGUUGACUUUGAGAACGUGCUGCGUCAAUUUCAUUAUAAUAACAGAAGAUCAAACGUGGAAAUCAGCAUUGAAGAAUCUCUGAAGAUUCUUGUAGCGAAAUUCAAAGAUUUAUUGCUAUCCUCAGAUGAUGAUAACUCCGAUGCUGUUGAUACAUCAUCAACCACUAAUUAUACUACAUCAAAAGCACAAAUAUUGCAUUUACUUUUGUUUAAAGCAUGGGGAGGACAGCAACAAUGGGAGGGACAAUCUUGUGUUGAUUUAAUAAAAACAAAAGAAAAAGGGUCAUUAGUUUAUUUGGACACGGAUUUAUACCUACGACUUGUUGAACGGUUAAAUUUACAGGGAUAUCUUGUUGAGACUUUAUAUAGCAUCGGAGCACAACCAGCCAUAUCGAUAUCUAAAUACUUUAUUCAACGCCGUCCCGAAUCAAUGUCAUAUUUACACCACCCAAUAUUAUUGAUUUCGAAUGCAAUUUCGAAAAAUCAGCGAAUUUCAGUUCUUGGUUAUCUUGGGGAAUUCUGGGGUAAAUGGUAUUACUUGAUUCCAGUUAAUCAUCGUCUGGAGAUAGUAAGAAGCACAGCACGAUACAUGGAAGAUCAAUUAGAACAAUCAUCACCAGUUUCUCCAUCUCAUAUAUUUUUAAACGAGAAAACGGAAGAGCAGCAGCAACAUUCAAAGACUCUCGAAAAUGUUUACAUCAAUGAAAUGGUGUCUUCACCUUUAUAUUUGUUAUCAAUGGACCAUCAACAGCACAAUACGAUAACAACACGAAUUAAUAGAAGGAUUGAUUUUGACAGUGAGGAUGACUCAGAAAGUAUUCUGCACGAUCUAUUACCAAAAGCCGAAUUUUCACAAGAAAAAGACAAUUCAUCAAUUAUACUUUUGCUUAUGUCUAAUUUUAAUGUUAUAGCCUUCAAAGCCUGGGAUGAAAAUAAAAAUAAUGCUCAGUCGAGCAAUGUUGUAAAAGAAAAUAACAAUGAUAAUACAAGAGAUUGGAUAAAUCCUUUGACUGUGUCCAAAUCUGCAAGAAAAGAAAAGAUUAAAAAGAGAUACGGACAAAUAAAAGCUCCAGAACCUACUUCCACUCCCAAUCCAAAAAAGCAAAAAAAUCAGCAACUAAAACACGAGCUUGCAUUCAUACAAAUUUUCAAUCACAUUUAUAAGCAAGCAUCAGAAGACGAUGGGAUCAAUCCCUCGUUCUCACGAAUACUACAAAAUUCAAUAGACUGCCCUCCACUACCUACAACAUCCACAACAAGAGAAUACACCAAGGAAGAAUUAACAGCGUGUCGUAAUUGGAUAAUUCAGUGUAUUCGUCUUCGGUGGCCGGGAUACGUUUCGUUUUUUGAACUUCUGUUACAAUUUGUUGACUUGAAAAAAGAAUUCCACGCUAUUAUCGAAUUCAAAGAUCUGAUCAUUCAUCACGGACUACAACUUGAACUGUACAAAAGCAUCAAGAAACUAGCAAGAAUCUAUACCACAAACCCUGCAAUGCUGGAAUUGAACAUAAUGACGGAUUCCGUAACAUUAUUUAUGGCGGUAUUCUCGUCGUUAUCUGUCCACGCGAGGCUUAUAUUUCGAGAUCUUGUGUUUAAUGAUAGACCGUUAGAACUUGAAAUAACUGAACCAACAUUCAAUUCAUGGAUUAUCUGGCCUUUUGAAUUCACCAAACGACUCACGAGUGUGUGUAAUCAGAUUAUUUCAGCUAUAGUAAAUGUUUCAAGUAGUAGUAUCGCUACUGGUGAGAUGGAAGAAGAGCUAGGUUUACUAAAUAUAACUAAAAGUAUACAAUCGGGUAUUAUUGAUUCGUUGAUUGAACUAUCGCUCAUUUCUCCAUAUCACGUACUCGAAAAGCUCGUGCAAGAAGCAAUACGAAAUAAAGGCCAAGCACGUGUGAUCUUAAAGAUUUUGCGAAAGCUCGGAAGUUUGUGUUGGCUUCGAAAGGAAAAAUUAGUCGAAUCACCCUCGUCUUUAACGAUUAAAUCACCAUUCACAUCAUCAACACUGAUAAUUAUUGUUGACGUUACUAGUAAUCUUUUAGACCAAUUCCGAGAACAAGAACAAAAGAAUUACUUAGAGUUUGUUUAUUAUGGCGUGUUAUUAACGGAUAAUGGUGAUAAUAAAUCUCCAAUUGAACUGAAAUUAACCGAAAUCGGUGAAUCGGGCAAAAAACUAAUUGAUAUUCGAGAAUAUCUCGUUGAAUGCGUGAUUCCUUUUCUUAAAUCACCGUCGACAUUACCGCUACAGGAAGACGAAACAAUUGAUCCGCUUCAUCAUCGUCAUAAUAUUACUCUCGACUUAUCAAUUGCCAUCCUUCAGAAAUGGUUUCAAUCAAUGACAAUUUCAGCAUCACCACAAACAUCACAAAAACCUUCUUGGCUCCUACACGAAAGACCAUUUCACCUACUCUUGAAACUGGUAUUGUUUUUAAAUCUGAAACGAUAUUGCGCGAAAUACAGGUUGACAAUUAAACAGAUUGAUGAGAUUUAUGGCAUUGUCAAAAGUGUGGUGGAUGUGAUUGUGAGGUUUGGAAUUCGUGAUGAUGAUAAUAUGAUUCGAUUGAAUUCGGAGGAUGCGCAUCAAUUUUAUAAAGAAUACAAGGAUUUAGAUUGGACAAUCAAACUCUUACUACGCCCAUUCAUUCAAUUCUGCAUUGAUGUCUUCGGAUUCGGAUUCGACAAUAAAAACAAUAUUACAUUACCAUCUCCAGUUUCGCUUCCGUCUUCUUUAAUUAGUUUUUGUGAAUUUUCUAAUAAAGAUGAGGAUGUUAAGUAUAUAGCAAUUGGUGAUGAAGAGGAGAAAGAAGAAUCUCAGACAUCUAUGGUUAAGAGAAUAAAACAAAUGACAAUGUUUCUAGAAGCCUGUUGCAUAUCUGACGAGUGGUUGAGCUUGUUUUGCUCGUCACUCAACAAAUCAUCUCACAUACCACGCACAGAGCUACGCGACCUAUUUCUCAGAAUUGGACCAUAUGCAUUCUGUACAGUCCUUUCGACUUGUGUUGAAGAGGAGUCGCAACGACUAUUGACUACUUUUUUGAAGGAGUUAAUCUCGUAUGGAAUGAUGUCCGUUAAUGAGCUGUUAGGAUUGGGGGGCAGUGACAUUAGAAGUCGUAACAUUGGCGGAGAUCAGUCGUUGGAUUUUUUCGAAUCGAAAGUCGUUGAGUCCCUUAAUGUGGCUGAGCGUAUUCAACUGGCUUGCUUGCGAUUUACAACACUCAAUGUGUUGUCGUGUCUAAGUAAGCUCUAUAGUGCCAAAUCAUCGCAAAAAUCGCCAUUACAAGAACAUGGAAUCAGUGACGUUUGGAUAUUACAAAAUAUUAUAAAAGCGAUAAAGACACUUGUCCCCCCAACAUCCAGUCUAAACUAUCUGGCUCUAGCAUUCACAUCAAUCGUCUACGGCCUUGAAAAUCUAGCGAAUGCGUCGUUAUCGAAAUCUGAAGAAAUUUUGUAUAUUUGUUUAUUGGGUGUUGUGGAGAUGGUGGCUGAAAAGUUGCAGCAGGAAAAACAAGAACAAAUACUUAAGAAAGAUGAAUCUGUUAUUAACAACAAUAUAAUGAUCCAAGAGCAAGAACAAAAAGAACAACUACAAAAAUGUCGACAUUCCUUAAUACACGAAGCGAUCUCGAGAGUAAAACAAGAAAAUGGAUGGCGAAACACUGUCAUUGCGGUAGAAAUAAAUCUAGAAAAAAGGUUAAUGCGCACCAUUAAUCACUCAAAUUCUGCUUCUAAUUUACUAUUCUGGUAG